GGACAAAAUCGCAAAAAAAGUUCCAAGAUCAGAUUGAAUCGCUGCGGCAGGUUAGACUCGGCUUUUGGGUGGUUCACCACGACACCAAACUCUUCCUACGCCGCCGCCAAGUGAAUCAACAUACAGCUCUGAGCAAGACAACAAUAAGUAAGUUCGCAAUGGACGAACCAAUGGCGGACGCCCCGGGGCCCCAGGUCAGGGUGACCUUCACAACAACGGAAGCGGAUCUUCAGCUUCACGAGAGCAAGCGACAGCUUCUCGUGCCCGCAGAUAUCCGGCGAUAUGGCUUAUCCCGCAUCCUCAACUCCGAGUCAAUGCUCGACACCGGGUCCAUCCCAUUCGACUUCCUCGUCAACGGCAGCUUUCUCCGAUCCAGCCUCGAAGACUACCUCACCAGCAACGGCCUCUCGCUCGAGACAAGUAUAACCCUACAAUACGUCCGCAGCUUAAUACCGCCCGUUUUCGAAGCUAGCUUUGAGCACGACGACUGGGUCAGCGCCGUCGACGUGCUUUCCGAGACCUCACCAUCUGGCCGCUGGUCGGGCGACGGUUUCCAGCGCGGCCAAGACCGGAUCCUCUCCGCUUCCUACGACGGCCUGCUGAGGAUAUGGAACGCUUCCGGCCAGGUCAUUGCGACCUCACCAUCUGGAAGCCAUGGUGGACACACCGCGAGCAUAAAAGCCGCCAGAUUCCUGACCAACAGCCAACUCGCCUCCGCCGGCAUGGACAGAGCAGUGCGAGUAUGGAAGUACACCGAAACCGACCAGUUCUCGGGUGAUCUCAAACCGACCCUCGAACUGUACGGCCACACCGGCUCGAUAGACUCCCUCGAAGUCGACGGCGCGUCUAAGCGCCUCAUAACCGCAUCAGCCGACGGCGCGAUCGGGUUCUGGAGCACCACCAAGAGCACCGCGCCGGAAGCCGACGCUUCUCUCCUCCCCGGCGCUGGGGCCGCCAAACGGCGCAAAGUGACCUCCUCCGUAACCGCCGCCCAGCGCGGGCCCCUUUCGCUCAUGCAGAUCCACAACGCCCCCGCCAGCGCCGCCAUCUUCGACCCGCGCGACCGCACCGUCGCCUACUCGGCUUCGCAGGACCACACCGUGCGAACCAUCGACCUCACUACCAGCAGCGUGGUCAGCACGCUCACCACCUCACACCCUCUGCUCUCCCUCUGCGCAAUCGCGCGCUCCGGCAGCACGCCCUUGCUCGCGGCGGGCACCGCGGCGCGCCACAUCACGCUGGUCGACCCGCGCGCCAGCGCGUCCACGACCUCGGUCAUGACGCUGCGCGGGCACACCAACAAGGUGGUCAGCCUGAGCGCGUGCCCCGAGAACGAGUACUCGCUUGUGUCGGGCGCGCACGACGGGACGUGUCGGAUCUGGGAUCUGCGGAGCGUGCGGCCGGCCACCAAGGACGAGGGCGGCCUGGGCAGCGUCAGCGAGCCCGUCUACGUCGUCGAGCGGGAGAGCAGGCAGGGCAAGAAGAGAGCUGUUGCUGGCGAGGGGUGCAAGGUGUUCAGCGUGGUAUGGAACAAGGAAUUGGGGAUCUUGAGCGGUGGGGAGGAUAAGAAGGUGCAGGUUAACUCGGGAAGGAACGUCCUCGCCAAAUAAAGCGGCGGGCUCUUGUUGAAUACUGAUACGCGAGUGAUAGAGAGGGAGGAGAGAGUGUAUGUUCGGUGUGUAAAGGCCAACGCGAGAUUAUACCCAAAUACGAAGGUGGAAGACUAGCUUGGAGUUGGGAUGACGCUGU
Messenger RNA from Chaetomium strumarium, 1749 nucleotides. Its product is annotated as WD40-repeat-containing domain protein. Gene Ontology annotation, cellular component: PeBoW complex; preribosome, large subunit precursor. The transcript has a single exon. Lineage: Eukaryota; Fungi; Ascomycota; Sordariomycetes; Sordariales; Chaetomiaceae. Gene Ontology annotation, molecular function: protein binding. Bases 159 to 1610 code for a protein of 483 amino acids. Gene Ontology annotation, biological process: ribosome biogenesis; ribosomal large subunit biogenesis. The record is from RefSeq and is a predicted model, not a curated record.